Molecule: messenger RNA, 504 nt
Organism: Ilyonectria robusta
Lineage: Eukaryota; Fungi; Ascomycota; Sordariomycetes; Hypocreales; Nectriaceae
Exons: 1
Coding region: 1-504 (167 amino acids)
Source: RefSeq, a predicted model, not a curated record
AUGUCCACGGUAUCAACAACUGAUGGCGACGGCCGCAACACACCAACUCCAUCUACCAUCGCCGAGGGUGGCCACGACACAAUUGUGACCGAGGCGGUGCCCGGCCCUGACGAGGUAUUCGUCAUUCGAAACCGAGAGAACGGAAUGGCCAUUGCUCUUGUCGACGGACAGUUGCAGCUGUGCGAAGGCGUCACCGCCCCUGGAGGGUCUCACUGGCGAUGCGUGGAGAAGGAGGGAUGGCUGGGGUUCCGCAACUGCGUAUCGGGGACCUACAUCGGCCACGACGGGGAAAAAAAGUUCAUCGCAAAAGUCAGUCAUCACUAUCCCCACGAGUACUUCUGCGUGCGGCCGCACCCGCAGAAGGGGGGAUACGAGCUCUUGAUGAGACACGGGAAUGAGCUGUGGAGGAUGAACGUGGGGAGUGAUGGAAAAUCGUUGGUGGAAACGAAGCACGACGGAGUUACCUGGGAUUUCUUCAAGACUCAACAACAACCAAUUGUUUAG